AUGCGAGAAGUACGAAUGAGAAGCACAUUAGCAGGAGUUCAGUUUGCCGCGUGGGGAGGAUUGUUCAGUACAAUCGAUUGUUGCCUUGUCGCCAACCGCAAGAAGGAAGACUCCAUCAACUCUAUCGUUUCUGGAGGAUUGACUGGAGCUCUGUUGGCUAUCCGUUCACCAAAGAUGGAAAGGAUUCGUCUCGAAGUCAUAGAACUUGGCGAACUUAUGGGAUAUGUCCAUUUGCAGAAAAAAGUCCCAAAAGCUCAUGUCAAUUCACUUCUAAUUCUUAUCGACACGUUAUCAAUUCGAGCGAUCGAUGUUAAAGACACACUCGCAGAAUCAGAUAUCGAGGAGUUCAAUUCAGUAGUUGAAGAGGUUCUUGCCGCCAUGCGUAGAGACUGUUUGACAAUGCCACAACGUGUUCUUGAGUAAGCUGUGUCAGCCAGUCAGCGCCAGUCAGCUUCUUCUCAUCUCGUCGUCCGUUGUUGAUUU
This is a messenger RNA of Caenorhabditis elegans, 483 nucleotides long. It is a transcript of the gene timm-17B.2, whose product is annotated as Translocase, Inner Mitochondrial Membrane. Lineage: Eukaryota; Metazoa; Nematoda; Chromadorea; Rhabditida; Rhabditidae. The transcript is spliced from 3 exons. The record is from RefSeq and is marked reviewed. The coding region runs from base 1 to 423 and encodes 140 amino acids.